CAUAAGUUGAUACAAGAGAGUUCCACAACUCACAGACUACACUACUGCCGUGGAACCUAUUUCCGCAAAGUGGUACAGUGACUGGAUUGUGUAGCCGACUUUGCAAUGGAUUCAUAUGAUGUUAUAGCAAACCAGCCUGUCGUCAUAGACAAUGGCUCUGGUGUCAUCAAAGCAGGUUUUGCAGGAGACCAAGUUCCCAAAUACAUAUUUCCAAAUUACAUUGGCCGUCCAAAGCAUGUACGCAUUAUGGCAGGAGCUCUUGAAGGGGACAUUUUUCUGGGACCAGAAGCUGAGGAACACAGAGGAUUGCUUUCUAUCCGCUAUCCAAUGGAGCAUGGAAUUGUGAAAGACUGGAAUGACAUGGAACAAAUAUGGCAAUACAUUUAUUCAAAGGAUCAAUUACAGACCAUUUCAGAAGAGCAUCCUGUGUUAUUGACAGAGGCACCCCUGAACCCGCAGAGAAAUCGGGAGAAAGCGGCGGAAAUAUUUUUCGAAACAUUCAACGUUCCCGCCUUAUUCAUCUCCAUGCAAGCUGUGUUGAGUCUGUAUGCCACUGGGCGUACCACUGGUGUUGUGCUAGACGCAGGAGAUGGUGUGACUCACGCAGUGCCCAUCUACGAAGGUUUUGCCAUGCCACACAGCAUAAUGAGAGUUGACAUAGCAGGAAGAGACGUUACCCGCUACUUGCGUCUGUUGUUGAGGAAAGAGGGCUUUGACUUCCACACGUCUGCUGAGUUUGAAGUUGUGAAACAGCUGAAAGAGAGGACUUGUUAUCUCUCCAUCAACCCACUAAGGGAAGAAAGUAUGGAGUCAGAAAAGGUUCAGUACACUCUUCCAGAUGGCAAUGAAGUGGAGAUUGGACCUGCAAGGUUCCGGGCACCAGAGUUGCUCUUCAGACCAGAUCUGGUUGGGGAUGAGUGUGAGGGAAUCCAUGAAGUCUUAUCCUGUGCUAUUCAGAAGUCAGACCUGGACUUGAGGAAGACACUGUAUUCGAACAUUGUUCUUAGUGGAGGAUCUACAUUGUUCAAAGGAUUUGGAGACAGGCUCUUAAGUGAAUUGAAGAAAUUAGCUCCAAGAGAAGUGAAAUUGAGGAUAUCUGCUCCCCAAGAGAGAUUGUACUCAACUUGGAUUGGAGGUUCCAUCCUGGCAUCCCUGGACACUUUCAGAAAGAUGUGGGUUUCAAAACGAGAAUAUCACGAGGAAGGAGUGAAGGCCAUUCAUAGAAAAACGUUUUAGCCUCUAGUCAGUGUAGCUUUUAGUUUUGUCAUUUGUAAUCAAUCUCUUCAUAGAGGGAUAUGAAGUACGAAGCAACCGGGUGUCCUAAAGAAAACCCUGAUGAAUUCCAACUCUGUGCAUAUCUGUGAAAAAUGAGUCCUUUGUAACAAUUUGGUACAUGAUGAAAAUUAAUUUAUCUUAAUCUGUAGCAACAACUGUGUUUUUUGGUGCAUUGAAAUUAAUUUGCAGUUUUGUUCGAAAUUUUGUAUGCAGCUUUAACAUAGUUGGAAUUCUUCUAAGGGGUAUUUUGAUAAAUGAACAAACUUGAAGUAAAAAACCAAAAACCAAAAAAAUCCCUGAAAUAGACUUAAAUCAGUGAAGUACACCUUAAAUAAUUGUUAUGGUGAUUCACAUUUGUUCUGUGUAUUACUCAAGCCCAGUUCUAUGUGAACUUUUCCUAUCAAGGGUGUAUUUUUUGUGGUUUGAAUUUUAAUGUAAAAUGUAGCUAGCCAUAAAUUUUGCUUUUUGGGGGGAAAAAAUUGCAAAAUUAUUUGUGAUGACCCGUAUUUCCACGUGAGCAGGUGAGCACUGCUCCUCACUUUGUGCAUAUGUUCUGUGUGGCGUUGUCAGCAGAACUAGGCUCAGAAGCACUUGGAAUGAAAGUUAAGAAAGUUUAUUGUUGUAAAAUGUCAGAGGUUCUGGAUUUUUAGAUGUCAGCUUGUUUCCAGACCUUAUUUUCAAACAUUAUGGCACUUUUUUGCGGCCUCACCUACUGUGAAAAGUUAGUUGCAUAGGAUGCACAAACUUUUUUCAGGAAGUUAGAAUUGUUUAUUUCUAAGAUACUCUUCUUCAGUUGAGCAGAAAAAUGCUCAUUAAUCAUGCCUUGUUGUGUGAACCCUGGUUGUUGUUUUGUUUUUGUUUUUUUUGUCCCAAGUUUUCAUCGCAUAGGAUAUCAUUUAUUGUGCUUUACGGAAAGAAUUUUAAGCAAUGUUCUGAAACAUUCUCAUAACCUGUUGAUAGUUGUUUUUAGUCGGCUGUGGAUACAAUGAUGUCAAUCAUAUAAAACCUGUCUGAUUUGCCCAUUGCCAGUGGGAGAAAGCUAACUUAUCACGAAUUCACUGGUAUUCUUAACUUGUUUCUGUUUUUGAAGAUUAAUUCAGAAAUCAAGAUAUUUUUGUGUGCUUUCAUUUUCCAUUUCGUUGUACUUAUUCUCUUUUGAUUGAGUUGAGAGUGAAAUGGAAGAAUUUAUGUGUCCAAUUCUUUUUGUAGAAGUUGAGGGAUGGAAAAGAGCUUUGGUGGGCAGAUAAAUUCAUUAGAAGUAUGGUCUUAAUGAUCAGCCCCUGUAAGACCUUGUGAAAGGGGACGUUUAAUAUUAUAAUCAUCCUCUUAAAUGCUUUAGUUCUGGUGCCAAAAUUGCAGAGUGUUAAGUGUUAUUUGUUGUUGUUUUUUAAUGAUAUUGUUUAUUUUUUUGGUUUGUUCCAUCAAAGACAUUAAGGCUUAUAAGUAGAGGAUAUUCUAAAAGAAAGUUUGAAUCUUUGAGAAUUUAGCAAAAUAACGUUUUUAAUCUUCAAAGAGUUUCUUAAUACAAUGAGUGUUCAUGUGUAUUUUUAAGUGCCUGUCGUGCCAAGAAGCAGGGCUCUAGGCCUAGCGCUGGUUUCUGUGACUGAGUUUUUUUGCUUAUAAAUCGAAUUAAUAUGUUAGCAGGGUCUAUUUGUAUUUGGGUUUUAUAUGCUACUAUACGUUCUGAUGACCUGUCCUUUCCAGUGCAAGAUGAUGAUUGGAAUAAAUUAUAAUGCAUCUGAAGUUUGUUUAGAGUCAACUGUUAGCUUUGAAGGAUACUCCAAAUACACGUAACACGCUUGUUGUUAUGAAGCGUUUCCUGAGAGACAUCUGCUUUAUAUUGUUGAAAUUGGAAUUGAAGCAAGAGAUUGCUUUCUAGUUAUGUUGCACAGAUAUGUGUUGUGAUGGUUUUUAAAGCAUGGAUGAAUAAAAUAAAAGGGAGUUGAAGUGGUGGGGGUGGGGGGAAAAAACAACAAUUUUUCGAAUUUCGACGAGUAGUAAGCCUGUUGCUCUGAACACUUUCACAAUGAGCGUUCAUGUUCAUGCAAAGUGUUCAUAAUUUACAAUUCCUUGAAUUACAUGGGGAGAUGGUGAAGCUCUUGGGACUGCUUUUUUAAGCCAUUGUUUUCUUGGAACAUUGGUAAACUAUAUUUUAGCUUAUCGCUUGGAAUACUCAUGUAUGUUUAUCAAUCCAAUAGGAAUACGGGAAUGUUGUUGCCACUUAUAUAUAAAUGUACCCAAUCGACAUUUAUGCCCCAUUUCUCUUUGGGGUUGUUUUCAGUUCAGUUUUAAAACUCUAGCCUUGCCUCCUGUAUGAUUUAAAUUUCUGUAGACUUGCGUAGUCAGGAGGGAAAGUGAACUUAACUGGUGAUAGGGUUGACACAAAGUUUGUUUCUUUUACUUUUCUCUUUAGCAGUACCAUAACCUCAGUGUUCCGUGAGAAUGUAAGUUUUGUUUUCAGAUUUGAGUUCUCAUUGGCAAAACUGUGCGGGUAUGCUUGUGUGUGAUUUAAACCUUGACCUUUUUACUGCCUUUUUCUUUAUCACUGUUCAAUUUGUCUCCCCUUUUUUUUUAUUGUUUAAGAAUCGCGAGUUUUGUGACAUAUUUCUUUGUAAAGUGCUUGCCAUUUCCCCAAUCAAGGUUACAAUAUCAUUGCAAUGUGUUGUUUUGUGUACUCGUUGCCGCAAACUUUUCAUUAUGAAUUUCUGCUGUGUGUGUGGGGGUGAAAUACAAACUGUAAACAAAGACAGAAAUGUAUGACCCUAUGGCCCUAUGAUUUUAUUAAGUCCCUUAAAGAUUAUGAAAGAGAGUGAUUUGUUUGGUGCUUGUUGUGAGUUGUAUGCGAGGGUCAGGUUUUUCCCCCAACGCGUCAAUGGUUUGCUUGACUGGAGUGUGCUUCAGCUACUCGAGUAAAUGAUCACAGGUGGACACAAGGAAUAUAGAGACCUUGAAAAAAAAUUAUUCUCUGAAUAAUUGAUUUAAGAUGUUGCUGUUCUCCAUUCAUCACACAUCAGCCAAUGCAAACAUAAACUUACGGUCUUUUUGAUAGCGUAGAAACAAAUUGGGCAUGUGUGUGAUCAUUGAUGACCUUAUUCUAUCCAAAGAGGAAAGGCUGCAAAGUUUAAACAAGCUUAAAUAUUUGCUGGUUCUCUUCAUGGUUGAAACACAGGACUAACGUCUGCUGUGAAAUGACUAGAAGACAUCUUAACUUCCUUGCUAAACAGUAUAAAAAGUAAAAGUUCGGUUCUCUUGACUGGACGAUAUAUUGUUUAGCACCAGUACUGCUGCCUCUCUUUGAGAAUGUAGGCCUAUCCAUCUCGGCACAUUUUUUCCCCCGACAGGCAGGCAGGUUUUGAAGCAGCCCACCUCUACACCUCUACAUUGUGUUGAUGUGAGCAUAGAACACUUACAUUGGGGGGGGGGGUCAAUUGGAGAAAAUUGAAUUUGGAAGUGCCAGUUCUGUUGGCCCCAAGGACAAAGAUGAAAGUAUAGAAUGUAUUCCUUUCACUUCCAAAGACAUUUUAUCAGUAAAAUCCAAGACGGUCGUCCAUAUUACGUUGUGACACUGGUUCUUAGAAUAUAUUGCGUAGGUUCUGCUGUUGGUAGGUGCAGAAGAGUUGAAAAAAAAUAUGGGUCCACCUUUAAUGUUCCUUGGGUAUGGUGCAUAACUUUCUCCCUUAUUGUUAUUCUUCUUCUUAUAAUAAGUAGCUCCUCAUCACAGGUGUGAAGACCAUACAUUUCCCCUGGUGCAAUAUAUAUAAUAAUGCUCUUUUGCGCUGUAGUCAUUGUUUACUCGGUUUCUUUUUGUCCUGAAACAUAGAUGCAUUUGGUGAUGGAAAUUCUGUACGUCUUCCAUUGUUCCUGGUGUUAGUGUCCCACAAUUCUGAAAAUAAUGGAACCCCUGAUAAGGCUAGCUUAAGAUUUCAGCAAAUUUUAAGAAUAAUGCCACAUGUUGAAGGGUCAUCAGAUACUCCAAAAGUGAUGCUGUAUUAGAUCUAUGUGGCUUUUAUAAUUUAUUACCGAUUUUUUUUGGGGGGUGGGGGGGGUCUUUUUUUUUUCCAAAUUAUCACACCUGGUUGGAUGUUUUCCAUAUUUUCUAGACUGCUUAAUUAUGUGUUUCCUUUUCAAAUGUGCACAUGACAUUAGUCAAUGACCAAACAGUUCUGUGUUCAUCGUUCAGUAAUUGUGAAACCAAUGUGGUUUGGUGUACUUUUGUCUGUAUGUAGAUCCAACGUCUACAUCAUAUAAUCUUGUCACUCUGCUGUUCUCCACAUGAGAAAAGCAUUGUACUUUUCUGUGUGUAUGUAACUUGUAACAAUCUGACUUGUCCCUAGAGAAAGAAAACCUGAACAUUUGUUUGGUUGUGUGCUAUUAUCAUGUGCUGUUUGCUACGCGAUGCUUUUUUUUUUUUUCUUUUUUGAUCUUUGUAAAUAUAACUCUGACACAAAAGA
Aplysia californica (California sea hare) is the source of this 5726-nucleotide messenger RNA. RefSeq names its product beta-centractin. The record is from RefSeq and is a predicted model, not a curated record. Bases 106 to 1236 code for a protein of 376 amino acids. The transcript has 11 exons. NCBI's taxonomy places the organism in Eukaryota, Metazoa, Mollusca, Gastropoda, Aplysiida, Aplysiidae.